This is a messenger RNA of Cyprinodon variegatus (sheepshead minnow), 2881 nucleotides long. It is a transcript of the gene adam19a, whose product is annotated as disintegrin and metalloproteinase domain-containing protein 19-like. Gene Ontology annotation, molecular function: metalloendopeptidase activity. The transcript is spliced from 17 exons. NCBI's taxonomy places the organism in Eukaryota, Metazoa, Chordata, Actinopteri, Cyprinodontiformes, Cyprinodontidae. The annotation marks the transcript as partial. The record is from RefSeq and is a predicted model, not a curated record. Gene Ontology annotation, biological process: proteolysis.
GGGCCUGAUUUCUUUAAACUCUAGUGACAUCUACUACCUGGAGCCCAUUAACCGUGUGAAUUCCUCCCACCAUUCACUGCUGAGUGCCAAGGAGCUGCCAAUUAAAGGUGGAAGUUGUGGCCACGGCCAUCCUGCCACCCAACCCCACCUCAUCUCAGACAUAGUGGCACCGCUUCACUCAAGGGUGAAGAGAAAUUCCAGGGGUACGACUAAAUACAUGGAGCUGUACAUCGUGGCAGACAGCACACUGUUCAGACGACAGGAUAGGAACUAUGAAAAAACCAAGGCGAGAAUAAUGGAGAUCGCCAAUUAUGUGGAUAAGUUUUAUAGAGAUCUAAACAUCCGUGUGCCUCUAAUUGGCCUGGAAGUUUGGACCGACAGAGAUCAGUGCAUCAUCUCCGAAGAACCAAACGCCACCCUCUGGUCUUUCCUCCAAUGGAGGCAGAAGCUGAAAUCUCGCAAGAAGCACGACAACGCCCAGCUGCUCACUGGCGUGAUUUUCAAAGGAACAACAAUCGGGAUGGCGCCGCUGGAGGGAAUGUGCAGCCUGGAAAACUCUGGAGGAAUCACUGUGGACCACUCGGAGGUCCCGAUCGGCGCAGCUGCCACCAUGGCCCACGAGAUCGGCCACAACGUGGGCAUGAGCCACGACCAUGACGGCUGCUGUGUGGAGGCCACUGCAGAGCAGGGAGGCUGCGUCAUGGCCGCUGCCACCGGGCAUCCAUUCCCGCGGGUCUUUAGCCGCUGCAGCAAGCGGGACUUGGACAACUACUUCCAGAAGGGAGGGGGGAUGUGCCUCUUCAACAUGCCCAACAUGAAGGACCUGGUGGGAGGCAAGAAGUGCGGAAACGGCUUCGUGGAGGAGGGAGAAGAGUGCGACUGCGGGGAACCUGAUGUGAGUCCAUCAUUUCUGUUAUCUGGGAUCAUUUUAGGCCCAAAAACCUCACAUUGUGAUGAUCUGCCCUGCCAGCUGAAGCAAGCUGGCACCAUGUGCAGAGGGCCGGCAGGGUCAUGUGACCUGCCAGAGUACUGUACCGGGGCCUCUCCCUACUGUCCCGCCAACGUCUACCUGCUGGACGGCUCCUCCUGCCAGUACGGAAAAGCCUACUGCUACAACGGCAUGUGCCUAACCCAUGAACAGCAGUGCCUGCAGCUCUGGGGCUACGGAGCGCGACCAGCCCAUGAUGCCUGCUUCGAAGAUGUCAACGCAGCAGGGAACGCAUUCGGGAACUGUGGGAAAGACGAACACGGAAACUACAAAAAGUGUGGUAAAAGUGAUGCCAAAUGUGGAAAGAUUCAGUGUCACAGUGCUGCCAAGAAGCCCAAAGGCACCAACGCUGUUUCCAUCGACACGACCGUCAAGACGGGCGGCAUCGAGGUGAAGUGCCGCGGCACGUACGUUUACAGCACCCAGGAUGGCCAGGGUGACCUCCCCGACCCCGGGCUGGUCAUGACCGGCACAAAGUGUGGCGAGGGAAAGGUGUGCAGAGACCGCAGAUGCCAAAACGCCUCAUUUACCGAGCUGGAGUCCUGCCUUGCAAAUUGCCACGGCAAUGGGGUGUGUAACAGCAACGGGAACUGUCACUGUAACAAAGGCUGGGCGCCGCCGUUCUGUGAGAAGCCUGGACUGGGCGGCAGCGUGGACAGCGGACCGGUGCAGAGCUACAGUCAAGUGGGUUUGGUGGUGGGUCUGCUAUUUGGCUUCCUGGUGGUCCUCCCUGCUGUCUUGCUGCUCUUCUAUUGCUACAAAGUCAAAUCAUCAUACUACCACAAGUGGAUUUCACAGAGAGCCAAGAACAAGAACAACAAGAAUGAGGCUUCAGUGGAGAAGGAGAAAAAUGGCCACCUGAAUCCUGCCUUCCACCUGAAAGUGGUCAGUCCAAUCAACAAGGCCGGUGGCCACAAGGGGCUUCCUCACACCAGCAAAGAGGUUCUACCACUCAGACCAGGACCAGUGCCAAACUGCACCCAGCCGGUCAACAUCGUCCGACCUCUGAGGCCUACUCAGUCUCCCCAGGGUGGUCCGCGGGACCUCAAAGUCCUAAGGCCACCUCUCCCAUCUGCCAAGCCCCCAACAGUGCCACCCAAGUCACCCCCGACCCCACAGAGACUCAGCCCGCCUAAGAAGCCACUUCCCCUAAACCCAACACGUUCUCCACUGCUGGUAUCUGAGCAGCAGUCCAGACCGCCCCUCUUCCCCCCACAGAGGCCUCUGCCCCUCAGUCCAGCCAGAGUGGCCUCCACCGCAGUGAGUCCCACCCGGGCCCCCGGCUCCAAAGCCAAAGGCCUGCUUGUCAUGAUGCCUCCAGCUUCGGGGCCACAACCAGCGGGGAAACUGUCAGCUGUCCCGCCGCUCCGAGUUCUCAGACCGAUCCCUGGUGCCAGACCCAACGCCGCCUCCCGUCCUCCCCCACGAAAAUGACCUCCUCUUCACCCCCCCCACCCUCCCUGUGAAGGAGGGUCGCAGCUGACAGCCUAUUUGCACUAAAGUGACUUUAGCUGGUGAACGGGGAGCUGUCGCACGCAGCAGAAGACGACGGAUUGACCAACAGGACUCGCACCACGUAUAAAACCUCACCCCCUCCCUUCUGCCCCCAUCCCCCGCGCGCUUACAUUGCCAUGACGACGACGCUGCGUUGUGCGGAGGCCUUGCAGACUGAAACAUGUUGGCGGCAUAUUUUACCAAAUCAGUUUUAGUUUUACUGAUUUCAGUUUUUUAAUCUGUUAAUGCUGCCCAUUUAUAAAAGUGCAUUUUGUAAGGAGUGUUGCUUUGUUUACACUUUGUUUCAUGUCAUGUUGAACGAUUUGUGUUUUGUGCCAAAGAACUCUUGAAGUACCUGCGGUGUGUCCGGAUUGCUGUGAAAUCCUGUAAGGUUAACAC